Molecule: messenger RNA, 3678 nt
Organism: Wickerhamiella sorbophila
Lineage: Eukaryota; Fungi; Ascomycota; Dipodascomycetes; Dipodascales; Trichomonascaceae
Product: Antiviral helicase SKI2
Exons: 1
Coding region: 1-3678 (1225 amino acids)
Biological process (GO): nuclear-transcribed mRNA catabolic process, 3'-5' exonucleolytic nonsense-mediated decay
Cellular component (GO): Ski complex
Molecular function (GO): RNA binding; RNA helicase activity; ATP binding
Source: RefSeq, a predicted model, not a curated record
AUGUUGGAAGAGGUUCGACUGGUUAAGCAAGCUUUAGCGGGUCAAAGAGCCGACUUGCCAGAACCAAAUCUGGACGAAGAGCUGGUGGACCGGUUUUUGACUCCCAAGACUGGUUUUUCCGCCGACUGGCUCAAGAGAUUUCAGGGGGACCAGCCGUUAAACCCAGCAAAAUUUAUUAGUGGGCUGUACAGUCUUCCUGAUUUCGAUGAUCGCACUGGUAUUAGAUUCAAAAGAAAAGGUCUGGAAGGCCAUAUUGAGAACUUGGAAGAAUAUACCGUUGUCCAGAAAGAGGGCCAAGAUGGCGCGCUCUCUUUAACUAGAGCUAUGGGUGCUAAAAAGGACUUUGUUCGUGGCCGCUCAGGUCGCCUUCCCUUCAUCCCUGGUGGCCUGGAUAUCAACUCGACAACCGAAUCUAAAGUCAUGCAUACUGAUUCUGAAGGUUUACUUGAUGUUGCGCCUGGUUUGUCUAGAGGAAUGGCUUUGGUCGAGACUGGCAUCGAUCUUGAUGUGCUCGCCUUGGAAGCAGCUGAGAAGGAAUCUACCGGUGAAGAAGAUGAUGAUGAGGACGAAGAGAGUGAGCAACUAGAAGAAACAGAAAUUGAGGUUGAGGAUGAUGAUGAUGACGAGCAGGAGGACGAGGAGGACGACAAUGACAAGCCUCAGACAGCUAUCGACUUCCUGUUGCCCAAAGAGUUUUCGUUUGUUCGUCCUAAAAAGACUGUAGAGCCUCAACAGAAAGCCAAAGUUUGGGCCCACAUGAUGGAUAUCAAUCAGCCGAUCACAAACUUUAGUGAAAUGGUACCCAACCCGGCUCGCACCUGGCCAUUCGAGCUCGACAAUUUCCAGAAAGAAGCAGUUUAUCAUUUGGAGCAGGGCGACUCUGUUUUUGUAGCAGCACACACGUCUGCAGGUAAGACGGUUGUAGCAGAGUACGCCAUGAGCAUGGCUCUAAGGAACAUGACCAAGUGUAUUUACACCUCCCCUAUCAAGGCUCUUUCCAAUCAAAAGUACCGUGACUUUUUACAAGAGUAUGAUGAUAUCGGUAUUUUGACCGGUGACGUUCAAAUUAAUGCUGAGGCUAGUACUCUUAUCAUGACCACAGAAAUUUUGAGAAGUAUGCUUUACCGUGGUGCCGAUUUGAUUCGAGAUGUCGAAUUUAUCAUUUUUGACGAGGUUCAUUAUGUUAAUGAUAGUGAGCGUGGUGUUGUUUGGGAAGAGGUUAUUAUUAUGCUGCCUGACCAUGUCAAAUUCAUCUUACUUUCGGCAACUGUGCCCAACACAUUUGAAUUUGCUAAUUGGGUUGGCAGAACUAAGCAAAAAGACAUCUACGUCAUUUCGACUGAUAAGCGUCCUGUUCCUUUAACACACUACUUGUGGGCCAAAAACAAUGUUUUCGAAGUGGUUGGCCCCACCGGCCAGUUUAACGAGGAAGGAUGGCGCAUGUGCCGCGAUAAGAUUUCGCCCCCUGCCCCUCCUCCGCCGCAAGAUGGCAAAGGCAGAGGUGGUUCCCAAGCUCGAGGUGGGCGUGGCGGUGCUCGAGGUGGGCGUGGAGGUUUACGAGGAGCCGCAGCUGGCAAAUUUGAGAUCAAGCGCCAGGAGGGCAAGCGUGGCAGAUUCAACAAUAAUGCCCCCGGUAAAACUGUGUUUAUGGAUUUGUUCAACAAACUCAAGAAAGACGAGCUCCUGCCUGCUGUGGUUUUUGUCUUCAGUCGGAAAAUGACAGAGCAGCAUGCCAUGUCUAUGCGGGCUCUCGAUUUCAAUACUGGAAAAGAAAAGUCUGAGGUUCACAUGUUUAUUGACCAGGCGGUUUCGCGUUUGCGGAAAGAAGAUCGUGACCUGCCCCAAAUCAUGAUGCUCAGAGAUUUCUUGGGCAACGGUAUUGGCGUUCACCACUCGGGCCUGUUGCCGAUUAUGAAGGAAGUCGUAGAGAUUUUGUUUGCUCGAGGACUGGUAAAGGUGUUAUUUGCAACAGAGACUUUUGCCAUGGGUCUAAACCUGCCCACACGCACAGUUGUUUUCUCGGCUCUAAGUAAAUUCGAUUCCAAGGCCAUGAGAAUGCUUAGUCCUGGCGAAUAUACACAAAUGGCCGGCCGUGCUGGACGUCGUGGUUUAGAUAAGGUUGGAACUGUGAUCAUUCUUCAAAAUGGAGACCAAGUGGCAUCACAGGCUUCGCUCAAGUCGGUUAUUUUAGGCACGCCUACCAAACUGUCUUCCCAGUUCCGCUUAACUUUCACAAUGAUUCUAUCUUUGUUGCGUAUUGAGGCAGUCAGAGUUGAGGAUGUUAUCCAGCAGUCGUUUAGUGAAAAUGCCAAGCAUGUUCUCCGACCUGAGGUUGAGAUCAAGAUUCAAGCCCUGGAAAAGUCCGUUGCCGAGCAAAAGCAAGUUGUAUCGAAACUGGCUAACCUUGAUCAACUAUAUGACUUUGCCAAGCUAAACACCAAGUACCAACUUUUAACUCGACAGCUGUACGAAUUUGCAGCCAUCGCUCUGAACUUGACUGGUCAUUUCUGCGUUUUCAUCUACGACGACAUACGAGCAGUCGGCAUUCUGUAUCGACGUUCUCAUGCUAAGGGUGCGUACUCGGUUGUUUUCGUUUCAAGAAAUUUUCGACCAGGGAACGAUGAUACUCUCAAGAAGCGGGCGGUAAUGAGCGACAAACAUUUCUUGCCAUUUAUAGCUGAUGGCCCACAUUUCAGACGUAUUCCUUCUAAGACCAACAACCGGGUGAAUUUCAGACAGGUUGAAAGCACACAAAUUGAGUUUAUUUCCAAUGUUCGUUUGAAAAACCCUGACAAAAUACUUGCAAAGCCAAAAGGUAUUGAUGAGGUUACUUCAGCUUUCUUGGAAUCUGUGUCGUCUGGCGAAUUUUUCAACGAAGUCUCGUUCGACAAGAUCAAGGCAGUCCAUGCCAAGACAAUGCUAAGUGAUCGAAAAGAGGUUAUGAACGAAAUGAGCAAGUUCAAGUUUGGAUCCUCGUUCAAGUUGAAACAGUUCAGAUCUGUGUUGAAGCUUGUUGAGCUGGAGCAGCAAGUAGCCGGCUUGCGAACUUCGAUGGCCAUUCAGAACACAGAGCUGCUGCCUGACUACGAGCAGCGUUUGGAGGUUCUGAAGGAUGGUAACUAUAUUGAUGAGCAUAUGAACGUCCUUCUCAAAGGUCGUGUUGCAUGUGAGAUUUCCACCGGAUUCGAGUUGUACGUUACUGAGCUGUUGCUGGAUAACUUCCUGGCUAAUUACGAGCCGGAGGAGAUUGUCGCUCUGCUCAGUGCCUUUGUGUUUGAGGGUGCACGCAACCUCGCCAACCAGGCGGUGUCUGUUACACCCAAGCUUGAUCAAGGCAUGCGCAAAUUGCUGGACAUUGUGGAGUAUGUGCAUGAUCUUGCAACCAAGCACCAGGUCAUUCUGACGUCAGAUGAGGAACAGUUUGCUGAAAAAGGCCGGUUCGCACUUAUGCAGGCCGUAUACGAAUGGGCCAAGGGGAUGUCAUUCUACGAGAUCACCCAGCUGACCGAAGUCCAAGAAGGCACGAUCGUUCGAGUCAUUAACCGCCUGGAUGAGGUGUGUCGCGCAGUCAUGUCUGCGGCUAGAAUUAUGGGUGAUAUCGAUCUCUACAAUAAGGUGAAUACUGCUCAGGAGCGCAUCAAAAGAGACAUUGCGUUCUGUUCAUCGCUCUACCUAUAA